Molecule: messenger RNA, 2024 nt
Organism: Spea bombifrons (plains spadefoot toad)
Lineage: Eukaryota; Metazoa; Chordata; Amphibia; Anura; Pelobatidae
Gene: ODC1
Product: ornithine decarboxylase 1
Exons: 12
Coding region: 346-1728 (460 amino acids)
Cellular component (GO): cytoplasm
Molecular function (GO): ornithine decarboxylase activity
Source: RefSeq, a predicted model, not a curated record
UACAUCGAGUGGCGGCGCUCAGUCACAUUCAGUUUCUGGCUUCCUCUGCGUGCAGUCGGAUUUUGCUUCGUCCUCGCUACCUCACCUUGCGUUUUAUUUUUCUCCUUGGCCAUUUAGCGCCUCGAUGGGUAGAGAUUUCGUAAAUGCUUUUUAAGAACGCCGACAGCACAGCAGUUAAGAACGGCUCUUUUGAGAGCGUAGGUCUCGUCUUAUACUUGCCGGGCUUCUAUUUCACCGGAGAGCCUCCUUGGCUGCGAAGCUGAGACCCUCUUUACAAUAAACCCCAUCUCCUACUUAUCCAUUUUGUUGCAUCGUUUUACGCUUUAACUCUUCUAUAUCGCAACAAUGAACGGCUUUGCCAAUGAAGACUUUGACUUCAGCUUCCUGGACGAAGGCUUUACUGCCCGGGACAUUGUGGAGCAGAAAAUCAAUGAAGUGUCUUUAUCUGAUGAUAAAGAUGCAUUUUAUGUUGCUGAUCUUGGCGAUGUUGUCAAGAAACACUUGAGGUGGUGCAAAGCCCUUCCACGUGUAACUCCUUUCUAUGCUGUUAAGUGCAAUGACAGCAAAGCUAUUGUGAAGACGCUUUCCAUUUUGGGGGCUGGAUUUGAUUGUGCAAGCAAGACUGAAAUCCAGCUUGUACAGAGCAUUGGUGUCUCACCAGACAGAAUAAUCUAUGCAAACCCAUGCAAGCAAGUUUCCCAGAUAAAAUAUGCUGCUGGUUGUGGUGUCGAGAUGAUGACAUUUGAUAGUGAAGUGGAACUGAUGAAAGUGGCAAGGAACCAUCCCAAUGCCAAGCUUGUGUUGCGUAUUGCAACAGAUGACUCCAAAGCAGUCUGCCGUUUAAGUGUCAAGUUUGGUGCCACACUAAAGACCAGCAGAAUCCUUCUGGAACGUGCAAAAGAACUUAAUGUAGAUAUCAUUGGUGUAAGUUUCCAUGUUGGAAGUGGAUGCACAGACCCACAGACAUUUGUGCAAGCUGUCUCUGAUGCACGUUGUGUCUUUGACAUAGGGGCUGAGUUUGGAUUCAAAAUGAACUUGCUAGAUAUUGGAGGUGGCUUCCCUGGCUCAGAGGACGUGAAGCUCAAAUUUGAGGAGGUAACUUCUGUCAUCAACCCUGCUCUGGAGAAAUAUUUUCCAUCUGACUCUGGAGUGAAGAUUAUUGCAGAACCAGGGAGAUAUUAUGUUGCAUCUGCUUACACUUUGGCUGUUAACAUCAUUGCAAAGAAAGUGAUGAUAGCGGAGCAUACUGGCUCUGAUGAUGAGGAAGAUGGUGCCAUUGACAAGACACUAAUGUACUAUGUUAAUGAUGGCGUUUAUGGCUCCUUCAACUGUAUCUUGUACGAUCAUGCUCAUGUGAAGCCUGUUCUUCAAAAGAAACCCAAACCAGAUGAGAAAUUUUACUCCAGCAGUAUUUGGGGUCCAACAUGUGAUGGGCUUGAUCGUAUAGUUGAACGCUUUGACCUGCCUGAACUGCAAGUUGGAGACUGGAUGCUGUUUGAGAACAUGGGUGCCUACACCGUCGCUGCAUCUUCAACUUUUAAUGGAUUCCAGAGGCCGACUUUGUAUUACGUUAUGUCAAGACCAUACUGGCAACUGAUGCAGCAUAUUAAGGAUCACGGUAUCACUCCUGAAGUGUCAGACUUGAAUACUCUUCCAGUUUCAUGUGCCUGGGAGAGUGUAAUGGAGCUGAAUUCUGCACCCUGCAGCUCUGCUAGUGUCAAUGUGUAGUCUUAUUAAUCCUGUAAUCAAGGUUAAAAGAAGGUAGCACGUUUUUGGGACCAUUAUUUAAUUUAGAGUACGUAUAACUCCAGCAUUUAUGCAACAAAAUGGACGACUGUGAGAUGGGGUCACAUUAUCUGUGUUCCUAUGGAAACUUUAUGCAUUUUUUUUGUUCUUUUAAAGUUUUUAAAUUUUCAAACUUGCAAAGAUGCUCAAGUGUCAGCCAAGCAUUUGUAGCUUGUGUACUGGCAACAUGACAUCCAAGUGAAAUGUUUUUACAAAUAAAGUAUCUGGGGAAAACACAA